Molecule: messenger RNA, 393 nt
Organism: Danaus chrysippus (African queen)
Lineage: Eukaryota; Metazoa; Arthropoda; Insecta; Lepidoptera; Nymphalidae
Source: the annotation of a GenBank genome assembly
AUGGAUGGCACGAGAGAACCGCUUCUGGCUGAAGAGAGCCCCAGCCGGGGGAACGUUGGAGGAGCUGGUGGGGCGGCUUGGGGGUCACGGUUGCCUGGUUACCCCCACUACCGCCGCCUACCAUCCGCCAGCCCAACAAGAUACCUCGAGGAUGACGUCAUGUCAGCCCAAGACAAGAUGCUGAUGUCGCAAGACGACCAACUACAUCUAAUAAGCAAUUCGGUCGGUUCAUUGAAAACAGUCUCCAAGCAAAUCGGCAUCGAAUUGGAUGAACAGGCCGUUAUGCUAGAUGAUUUGAACACUGAACUCGAAAAUGCAGAUUCAAAGUUGGAUUCAACCCUGAAGAAGGUCGCCAGGGUGCUGCACAUGAACAAUGGUCGGUUGGACUUCUAA